AAAGUCAAUUUAAUUCUUGAUGUGAAAGUUUCCUAUGGAGGUAUAGUUAAAUUCUUGGAGAGAAGGGAAGCAAAUUUUCUGAUAUUCCAGAAGGCUUGAAGAAAUUAAAUGAAGAUGAAAGAAAUAUAUGAAAAUCUUAGCUGUCUAACUACAAAAGUAUUCAGAAGAAAUUAGCACAUACUGGUGAUAUGAUGGCAGUUCCUGGAUUUACCUUUGAUGCCUUCAUACUAUUGUUGCACAUUAGUUCUGUGGCUAAUUAUCCCAAUGGAAAAGUAACAGAGUCCUGUGAUGGAAUGAUUCCUCAACAUGGGUAUACUUCGCUCUCUGAUCCUGCUUACAACAUUUCAGUGAGUCAGAUGACAUUUAGACCAGGAGAUCAGAUUAAAGUUACUUUGUCAGGGCUGCCAUUUAAAGGCUUUCUCAUAGAAGCACGUGAUGCUGAGGAUCUGAGUGGCCCUCCUAUUGGCUCCUUCACACUUAUUGACAGUCAAGUGUCACAGCUUCUGACUUGUGAAGAUAUAAAGGGGUCAGCUGUGAGUCACACAAAUCCAUCCAAAAAAACAGAAAUUAAAGUCUACUGGAAUGCUCCAAGCACUGCUCCAAAUCAUAUACGGUUUCUAGUCACAGUUGUUCAGAAGUAUAAAAUCUACUGGGUGAAGAUUCCUGGACCUGUAAUUUCACAACCAAACUCACUUCCUUUUACGACACGUGAAGCUACGAUAGCCCCUUUGUCAACGUUACCUCCAGUCUCCCAUUUAACAAAAUCCUUCAGUGCUUCAGACUGUGGGAACAAGAAGUUCUGUAUUAGGAGUCCCUUGAAUUGUGACCCAGAGAAGGAGCAUGCCUGUGCCUUCUUGUCCUUCACACGAGAUAACCAAUCAGUGAUGGUUGAAAUGAGUGGUCCCAGUAACGGCUAUUUAUCCUUUGCAUUUUCUCACGACAGAUGGAUGGGUGAUGAUGAUGCUUAUGUGUGUAUUCGUGAAGGUGAAACUGUGCACAUAAAACCUUCCCAUCUGAUGGGGCGAAGCCACCCUGUGAUGGACUCUGGGGAUGCUCUUAAGGAUAUGGCCUGGAGGCUGGUGGACGGUGUUAUGCAGUGUUCCUUCAGAAGAAAUAUUACCCUUCCUGGGGUUAAGAAUAGAUUUAAUCUAAAUACAAGCUACUACAUUUUCCUAGCAGCUGGUGCAGCUGUUGAUGGUCGUAUUUAUAAGCAUUUUCAGCAGCCUUUGAUUACUUAUGGAAAACAUGAUGUGACAGCCUAUCCAGAGAACAUAGGAGGAUCCCGUUCUUUACUCGUUCUGAAGGCUCAUGGUGCCUUAAUGUUUGUGGCAUGGAUGACUACUGUUAGCAUAGGAGUACUCAUUGCUCGGUUCUUCAAACCUGUUUUGUCAGAGGCUUUCUUUGGUGAAGCAGCUUGGUUUCAGAUCCAUCGGAUGCUCAUGUUCACUACUACUGCCCUCACCUGCAUUGCUUUUGCUCUGCCAUUUAUUUAUAGGGGUGGCUGGAGUUGGUAUGCAGGUUAUCAUCCGUAUCUUGGUUGUAUUGUGAUGAUUUUAGCAGUUCUUCAGCCUCUUUUGGCAGCCUUCCGGCCACCUGUAUAUGACCCAAGAAGGCAAAUGUUUAACUGGACUCAUUGGAGUAUGGGAACAGCUGCUAGAAUAAUAGCAGUGGCAGCAAUGUUCCUGGGAAUGGAUUUACCAGGACUGUGUCUUCCUGGCCCAUGGAAAACCUAUGCAAUGAUUGGAUUUGUAGCUUGGCAUGUUGGGACUGAGAUUCUUCUGGAGAUACAUACUUACCGACUCUCUCGGAAAGUUGAGAUACUGGAUGAUGAUAGAGUUCAGAUCCUUCAGUCAUUUACUGUAGCUGAAACACAAGGUCAUGCUUUUAAAAAGGUGGUGUUAGCAGUUUAUGUCUGUGGGAAUGUGACUUUUCUCAUUAUAUUCUUAUCUGCAAUCAACCAUCUAUGAGCAAGCAAAGACCUUGGCUUUGCAAAUAGGUGAUAAUUAUCAUCAAGCCAAAGCAACUUAAAGCCUGUACUGACUGCCUGGAGUAUAUUCAUGAAUUCUAAUUUGGAUGACCAGACCAUGUCUGUAGAUGGAUUCUGAAGUCUGGUUCUUUGGAGAUCAACAUUCAACAGGGUCCUAUAGACUAUGAACUAAUGUCAAGCUCUUAUGUAUCAAGGGAAGGUUGUACUUGUGGAGAAAUGACUCUCAAAUAUUUUUUACACUGAGAUUUUAAGAAUGUUAGCAUUUCAUGACGAACUAUUUGGAAAAACAGCAAGAUGUCAAUAGGACAAAAUGGAGAUUGUAAUAAGUAAAUGUAUUUUGGAAUGUAAAAGGUGCUACGGUACUUUAAAGAAAAAUUACUUUUUUACUUUUUUACUACUUUUUUUUAUCUAAUGGUCUUUCUUAGGACUUUUGAGAAGCUACAUUUUUGAGUAUUCUGUAUAUUUUGUUACUUCUCAGGUAAGGGUGAAAGUGAGGCCAACUCCAUUUCAUUAACAUUUAAAUAUAUUAUGAAUAUUAUAAUUUUUUAACAAUGAAAUGCAAGCGUGCAAUGUCUGCUUAAGACUUUAUAUAUUCAGCUACAGAGCUGCAAUGGCAUUUUAUAUGUUAAUUGUUUUGACUGUCAGAUUUAAGUCCUAGCCUUUGAAAAUUACAGACCUGCAUUUCAAAAUUAAUAAAAUUCACCCUUAUGAAUAUAUUUAAGUUAUUCUCUUUCUUUGUAGUAAUAAAUACUAUGGGUGGUUCUCUUUUUUUAGAAGUUCCUGAUGCUGUAAUGAAUUGGAAUAAUCAUUGUUAUUUUCUUACCUAUUCCAGUAAAUUCUGUUUUCCUGUUGGGUCUCCUAUUUGCUAUGAGGACUUCUAGCCAAUGGGUGGCACCACAAUAUCAAAGUACUGCUUUGUUCUUGUUCCCUUGUGCUGUGAUUUCAUUUUUAGUACUUAAGAUAAUAUCAUGGGUGACAUUUUCUUUAAGAUCUACCAACUCUUAAUCUUUUUUUGAAAAAUUCCUGCCUUUUUUUUUUUGGUGGGGGCUGGAUGUCAGGGUUAUGGGUUAGAAACUGAAAUUAGGGACUGAUGUUAUUUUCUGGUUUCAUUUCUGUAUGUUUUGUAGCCAUGAUUCUUUGUAACAGUUGUUUAAUAUUUUCCUUUACAUACCUUUGACCCUGUAACAAAUGAAUACAGCUAUCUUAAGCAAGGAAAAAGCAAAACAGGACAUUCUUAAAAUAAAAAUUUUAGGGAGGCUUAUUUUAUUUCUUUAGGUGUACUUUCUGAUUAUGUUAUAGUUUCUGCUGGAUCCAAGGGUCUAAUUUCUGUCUGGUAUAAAUAAUAGUCUUGGCUGUGUAUCUAAUCUUAUUGGGAAAAAUGAUAUGAAAAUUUUGUUUCUUCUCCUUAUGUAGGUAUUUAUAAUAAGUAGCUUAGGGUUGAGAUGUGAACUUUCUGUGUUCAAGUUCUAAAAGUGCCAGGCUACUUAUAAUCUAAAUUUUCUUUCUGAAUGUCUUUAUUAAAUGUGUACUAAAAUAUUUUUCUCCAGUUUUCAAUUAUAGGGGGUUAAAGAUUAGUAAAUUUCUCUUAAUAAAUUAUAUUUGAUAUUUGACAAAGAAAGAUUAUUUUAAGGAGAUGAGCCUUGGUGUGAUUGGUUUUCAAAUACAUGAACUUUCUGGAUUUCCAGUGCUUAGGCUAAGAUAUUUUAACUUUUUCUUUUUCCAGAAUUCAUCUGUUGUUACAGUUUUGAAAUAUUAUCAGCUGAUAUGCAGAGUUGUCUAAAAAGUCUUUGUCAUUUGUCUGUCAAAUCUUAGCAGACCAAAACUUUUCAUUAAUAUCAAAUUACGAUUCUUCUGCUUAAGAGUGGUUGAUAUCCACAGAUUGAAAAUGCCUAUUCUUCACUCCUGUCAAUUUUUCUUCUUGUUUUUUAAAUAAACAAUCUGGGAUUUUG
Molecule: messenger RNA, 3936 nt
Organism: Manis javanica (Malayan pangolin)
Lineage: Eukaryota; Metazoa; Chordata; Mammalia; Pholidota; Manidae
Gene: FRRS1
Product: ferric chelate reductase 1
Biological process (GO): intracellular iron ion homeostasis
Cellular component (GO): membrane
Molecular function (GO): oxidoreductase activity, acting on metal ions
Source: RefSeq, a predicted model, not a curated record